UUUAGCUUACAUUCCAUCAAAAUUUAGCCGCAUCGCAGCAACCAUUACCUUUUCUUCUUAACGGGUAGUUCUCCAAUCGUUGAUAGUGAAUGAAAUUAUUACGUUUACCGUGUCUGUCCACAUAGAAAAGACAAUCAGGGUUUUCUGGGUGAACUUCCCGACGAUUACGUGAUGCAAAUUGAAUUUGGGCAAUUACCAAGAAAUCUUUAAAGCCUACCCCUGAACAAGAUGAGUAUUGAGCCAUUUAACAGGUUGGUGAAACUUGCAGCUCGCGCGUUUUAUGAUGAUGUGACAACUAAAGGAGAUAAUCAGCCGAAGACUGGUCGGGGGGAUAAUAGAGGGAUUGCUGUAGUAGUGCUUGAUGCUCUUACAAGGAGACAAUGGGUUAGGGAAGAAGAUUUGGCAAAGGAGUUGAAACUACAUUCAAAGCAACUUCGGCGGACUCUACGGCUAUUUGAGGAAGAAAAACUAGUCACCCGUGAUCAUAGGAGAGAGACGGCUAAAGGAGCAAAGAUAUAUAGUGCUGCGGUAGCUGCGACAGUUGAUGUUCAACAUGGUGGAAAAGAGGGAGAGGAGAAGAUUAAAUUGCACACUCACUCUUAUUGUUGUCUGGAUUAUGCACAGAUAUAUGAUGUUGUUAGGUAUAGACUGCAUCGUAUGAAGAAAAAACUAAAGGAUGAGCUCGAGGACAAGAAUACUGUACAGGAGUAUGUGUGCCCUAACUGUGGAAAAAGAUACAAUGCUUUGGAUGCAUUGCGAUUGGUUUCCUUGGAGGAUGAAUAUUUUCACUGUGAAAGAUGUAAUGGUGAAUUGGUGGCAGAGAGUGACAAGUUAGCAGCACAAGAUGUAGGAGAUGGAGAUGACAAUGCAAGACGACGGCGACGUGAAAAAUUGAAGGACAUGCUUCAAAAAAUGGAGGUACAGCUUAAACCUCUAAUGGAACAACUCAGCAGAGUAAAAGAUUUGCCUGUUCCAGAAUUUGGAAGUCUACAAGCAUGGGAAGCUCGAGCAAGUGCUGCUGGGCGUGCAAUAAAUGGUGAUUCUGGUUCUAAUGAUCCUUCCAGAUCUUCUCAGGGUUAUGGUGGAACACCUAUGCCAUUUCUUGGGGAGACAAAGGUUGAAGUUGCCUUUUCUGGUCUUGAUGGCAAGGAAGAAGAUGUCAAAUCUGAAAGUGCAGGCACAUCCUUGAAAGUAUUGCCACCUUGGAUGAUAAAGCAAGGAAUGAACCUGACAAAGGAACAGCGUGGAGAGGUCAAGCAGGAGUUCAAGACAGACGGCACUUCAACACAACCAGAUUUUUCAGAAGACAAGAAGUCGACUAUUGAAACUGAUGAUAAGAAGAAUUUACAGGACGAGUAUCUUAAAGCCUAUUAUGCUGCUUUGUACAAGAAACAACAAGAACUAGAAGAAGCUGCUAAGAAACAAGAAGAAUUAUCAGACAUUCCUCUUGCCAGUAGUCAUUCUGACUCUUCCAAGCGUCAAGUUGGCAUGAAAGUUAAACGUGAUGACGAUGAGGGAGAUGAUGAUAUUGAUUGGGAAGAAGCCCCUGUUGCAGGCAAUACAACUGAGAGUUAUAAGGUUAAUGACUUGAAUGUUGAAGCGGAAGCCUCUGGAGAUGAUGAGGAUGAUGUAGAUUGGGAGGAAGGCUAAAGAGAGCAAAGAUUUUCCUAAGUGAAUGGUUCAGCUUCCCUUGGUCUUCGUGGCAUUAGCAACGUUGGGAACGGGUGGUGUAAAUGUUGCUCUCUAGUUGCAAGUUUUCACAUCUUCAUGUGCUCGUACAACUGAAGCCCUUCAAAUUGGAUCAUUGUUAUUAGUUUUAUUUGUGAUCACUUGACUUUGUGCCAAUAGUUUGCUGUGAGAAGUAAAAAUGAUGUUUGUAGUCUUAGAAAUUGAUUUUCAUGAACUUGCCUUGUAGACAAAGCAGUAUACCAAAGAUAUUAAUCGUAAUUGUAAUUUCUGUUUCCAUCAGUUGUACCUUGUGUUCUUAAGCAAGGUACUGAAUAGUGUUAAUUUCAACAGCGUUAUGUAGAAAAACAGCAGUGAGAAUUACAAUUA
This is a messenger RNA of Theobroma umbraticum, 2055 nucleotides long. RefSeq names its product Transcription factor TFIIE, alpha subunit. The record is from RefSeq and is a predicted model, not a curated record. Gene Ontology annotation, biological process: transcription initiation at RNA polymerase II promoter. Gene Ontology annotation, cellular component: transcription factor TFIIE complex. NCBI's taxonomy places the organism in Eukaryota, Viridiplantae, Streptophyta, Magnoliopsida, Malvales, Malvaceae.